CGCGGCGCGGCUCGAGAGCCACGGGGGGCCCCAGUGUGGGGCGCGCGUGUUGCGGUGCGGGACUGAGAGGCGCCGUGCGGGAAGGAAAGGCCCGAAAUCCCGAGCGCGGGGUUCCGCGGGCUGCGUAGGAAAUCCUACUCUAAGACCGUGAACAAUCAGGUUUCCAAUAUGGUGUUGGGUCCAGAACAGAAGAUUCCAGAUGAUGAUGCAUCUGGGGACCAUGGGGACUCUGCCAGUCUUGGAGCCAUUAACCCGGCCUACAGCACCUCUUCUAUUCCUCCGUCCAACGGGCACGCAGAGGAGCCCUUCAGCACCUACUUUGACGAGAAAAUCCCCAUUCCUGAGGAGGAGUACUCUUGUUUUAGCUUUCGUAAACUCUGGGCUUUCACGGGACCAGGCUUUCUUAUGAGCAUUGCCUACUUGGAUCCAGGAAACAUCGAGUCCGAUUUGCAGUCUGGAGCAGUGGCUGGAUUUAAGUUGCUCUGGGUUCUUCUGCUGGCCACCAUUGUGGGGCUCCUGCUCCAGCGUCUUGCUGCCAGACUGGGAGUGGUCACUGGGCUACAUCUUGCUGAAGUGUGUCACCGGCAGUAUCCCAAGGUGCCACGAAUUGUCCUGUGGCUAAUGGUGGAGACGGCUAUCAUUGGCUCAGACAUGCAGGAAGUCAUCGGCUCAGCCAUUGCCAUCAAUCUCCUAUCUGCUGGAAAGAUUCCUCUGUGGGGUGGAGUGCUUAUCACCAUUGCGGAUACCUUUGUGUUUCUCUUUUUGGACAAAUAUGGCUUGAGGAAACUGGAAGCUUUUUUUGGCUUUCUCAUCACUAUUAUGGCCCUCACAUUUGGAUAUGAGUAUGUUACAGUGAAACCCAACCAGGCCCAGGUACUGAGGGGCUUGUUCGUGCCAUCUUGUUCGGGAUGUAGCACCCCACAGGUCGAGCAGGCUGUGGGCAUCGUGGGAGCUGUCAUUAUGCCACACAACAUGUACCUGCAUUCUGCCUUAGUUAAGUCCAGACAAGUAAACCGAGCCAAUAAAAAAGAAGUUCGAGAAGCCAAUAAGUACUUUUUCAUUGAAUCCUGCAUUGCUCUCUUUGUGUCCUUCAUCAUAAAUGUUUUUGUUGUCUCCGUUUUUGCCGAAGCAUUUUUUGGGAAAAGCAACAAGCAAGUGGGUGAAGUCUGUAGAAAUAGCAGCAGUAACUAUACUCACCUUUUUCCUGAUGAUAACUCCACACUAACAGUGGACAUAUAUAAAGGGGGUAUUGUCCUGGGAUGUUACUUUGGACCUGCCGCUCUCUACAUCUGGGCAGUGGGAAUCCUGGCUGCCGGACAGAGCUCCACCAUGACAGGAACCUAUUCUGGCCAGUUUGUCAUGGAGGGAUUCCUGAACCUAAAAUGGUCACGCUUUGCCCGGGUGAUUCUGACCCGUUCUAUUGCCAUCAUCCCUACUCUGCUUGUUUCUGUCUUCCAAGAUGUAGAGCGUCUAACAGGAAUGAAUGACUUCUUGAAUGUUCUUCAGAGUUUACAGCUUCCCUUUGCCCUCAUACCCAUCCUCACGUUUACGAGUUUGCGGCCAGUAAUGAAUGACUUUGCCAAUGGAUUGGGCUGGCGAAUUGCAGGUGGCAUCUUGGUCCUCAUUGUCUGUUCCAUAAACAUGUACUUUGUAGUAGUUUAUGUCCAGGACCUAGGGCAUGUGUCAUUAUAUGUGGUGGCUGCUGUCAUCAGCCUGGCAUAUCUGAGCUUUGUGUUUUACUUGAUUUGGCAAUGUUUGAUUGCACUGGGCAUGUCCUUCCUGGAUUGUGGGCGCACGUACCAUCUGGGAUUGACAGCGCAGCCUGAACUCUACCUCCUCAACACCGUGGACGCUGACUCUCUCAUGACUAGAUGACCGUCGACCCGUAUAAGAAAUACUUUCACUUAGUGCUUUUCUACCAAGUGCCCUAACAUCUCUGUUAGUUCAGAGGUGAGUUUUGUUCAAAUGUUUUGAACAAAAGCAAACAUUUCCUCAUGGGAAGGGUGUUAAAAGCUGACAGCUUGAAGGGUAGGCCAGAGACCCACCCACCUACAGCACUCCUACAAUAGGCAUAGCUAAAUGAUUGGCCUGCGAAGGCCACACACCCCUAUGGGCUUGUGUUUUGACUUCUGGAAUUCAAAAAGACGCGUAUGUGCAUAUAUUUAUGUAAACCUAAGCAUACUGGUUUGGGUAGGAUUUGAAGAUUAUAUAAACUGAUAGAUCUUUUGUAUUUUUUUAAAAAUAUAUUUUGUACAGUUAAAUCCAGAGCACAAAUAAGAAAGGGAAUGAGCUAGUCAAAUUGAUUUCCUUAUAUCGUGGUGCUUUAGUAUGUCACUUAGAUCUCAGUUUAUAGUUUUAAUCAGCCAUCAACCUUAAUAAUCCCUCAUACCAGCACAUCAUUUCUAAAGAAAACCUUCUGGCUAAUUAGUCCUGGCUAAUAGUCACUUUGUCAUUCUCUUCUUUGUUGUCUCUUUUCUGUACUCUUAUAGAUAUGUUUUAAUUUGUGAAAGAACUUAAUACCUACUAACAAGAUUCUGACUGAUCUUUAACGAAUUAUUUAUUGCCUAUGUUGCAUUAACUCAAUUCUUUCUAGAUUCACACUUUUGUUCUAAAAAGGAGCAUUGGGGACCAGAGAGUACAGUAGGUAGGAUGCUUGCCUUGCAUGCUGGCACCCCAUGUGGUCUCCCGAGCACUUCCAGGUGCUUCCUGAGUGCAGAAUCAGGAAUAACCCCUGAACAUGCCAGGUGUAACCCAUACACAAACAAACAAAUGAAAAAAAGGGAGCAUCUAACAUUUGCUUUGUAAGUUCCAACAGAAGAUCAUGAAAGUAUUCAUUUUUCUCUAAUGUGUAUGUAAUGACACUAAGUCUUUUCUUCUGAAUUUUCUCAUUAGCACUCCCAACACCAUUUUUGGUCCAAAUCUCUAUCAGAAGUGAAUAUUUCUAGUGUUGAACGCCCUAUGAAGCACUGUAAGAUCUCUAUAUCAAAUAGUAUGAGAUUAGAACCAAAAUGGGAUUCAGAAGAUUUCUCCUAUCUUAAACUGCCCGCCUACCUGAAGGUUUUAGUUGUUUGUUUGUUUGUUUUUAAACCUCCCUACUAAAUAGGAAUUUUUUUUCCCUUAAAAAUUUUAUAAGGACUAGGAGAUAGUGCAAUAGUGGAAGCACAUUCUCUGCGUACAGAAGGCCUGGGUUUGAUCCCUGGCAUUUCAUGGUACCCGAGCACCACCAAAAGUGACCCCAUGCACCGAGGUAGCCAGGUGUGUCCUGCCGCCCCGCUUCUCCUAGUUAAAAAUAUAGAGCAGUUUUGAAAAUUUAUGUGAAAAGUGAGAAGAUUUUCAGCAGUGGGCUCACAUCCCAGCAUAAAGAUGCAGCUGACUGGACCGGAAUUAGCAACUGUCCGUUUUUAAAGGAUAUGUUCUAGAGUAGCAUUUACUGGUUCACUCCCUCAUUUCCUUUUGGACCCAGAGGCACUGAGUUUACAAAUCGUGCAGUGUUUAGUUGACUUUGAGCAUCAUUUUCCUCUUUUUAGUGUAAAGAUAAAGCGUCUGACUCUUUGCCUCAGUGUCUUUUAAUAUGACCUUAAUUUUAAAUCCAGACAUUGACAGUCUUUGAGACAGACUUGGUCUUCUCGAUGUCCUGCGUGAUACUCGGAGUCCCUCAUUUCUACUUCAGGAGAACUCAAGACUUCUGAUAAGAGCAGCCUGCUGCUUCUGAUCCUAAAAAUAGGACUGAAUUAACAUAUGCUGUCAACUGACAUUUGAAAAGAAAGCAAUGUAUUUUUGUAUUUUAGCUUCUUAAUACACAGACAAGUUUAGAUGAACCAAAUUGGAUUUUCCUCUCUCCCUGGGCAGUUUAAUUUCUCCAUAGGUUCAUUACCAGAGACUAUUUGAGAAAACAACAAAGGGCAAAACAAAUCUGCUCCACAGCUCAGAGCAAGGUGAGGUGACUAGUAAAGAAUAAGUACUUUGGAGAUUUCUGUAGAAUUUCUCCAUUCUUUGGCUGUAUGUUAGUGGAAAUAGACUUGAGUUUACAAGAAUAUCUCUCAGGUCAUACAUCUUUUGUAAAGCAAAUGGAAUCAUGCUAAAAAGCCAGUAGAGGUUAAUAUUUAAAGAGUGAGUAUAAAACUUUUUUCUAAAUUAAUUUUAUUCUGUAAUUUGUAAUCUAUAUGGAUUUCUAUUAUGUGCUAACUAUAUUAUAGAAAUCAUAUACUCAGUCUUCAAAUUAACCGAGGUGCAUACACUCAGUUCUUAGUGGUUAACACUGAGACUCACUUUGUAAAAGAUUCUCUAACAGAGAUGUACCUAGAAUGUCAGGAAAACACAGUUAAAUAAUUGUUGCUGUUGCCCUAUAUAAGUGCUGCUCUAUAUAAGCUGAAUAUGUGAUUUUCCGCUUAUAUUCAAGGCAGUUAGCAUAUAUUUAAUCAUUUAAGCAUGAAAUAAUUAAUUUAUCAAAUGUGGCAUCAGGGGUGAUUGCUACCAUGAAAUAUACUUCCCAAUUAUAAACAUUGUAUUUUAAGUCACCAAAGCUUUGCUCCAGAAACAUGGUGAAUUCAGAUGUUGUAUAUUCUCUAUUUAAUUGGGUCUUCUUAUAGUGGUCCUUCUGCUUUACUGCCCCCCCCAUACACACACACAAAUGCAGUCUGACACUCACACCGGGUGGUGUUUAGAUGCUCCCAGCAGUGCUCAGGGGUCAGCACUGGUGUUGCUCAGAGGACUAUAUGGUUCUAGAGAUCCAGCCCAGGACUCCUGCCUGCAAAGUCUGCAUUCUUGCCCUUUGGGUAUUCUCUCCAACUUCUGAAUAGGCACUCUUAAUUAGUAAAUACUUCAUUGUUUUUUUUAGCCUUUUUUUUUCUUUCAAAUGUAUUACCUUAGUUUCAAAUGUAUUUAUUACCUUAGUUUUCUCAGAGUAAGAUUUAACAAUUCUUAUUGUAUUUACCCCCUAUUGUAUUUUGGGCAUAAAGUUAUUUUCUAAUUCAAUGUAUAUAUUGAUUCAUAUAUAUAUGUAUAUGUCCCCGCAAGGUCCCCAUGAUGUAUUAAUAUGCCAAAACCAGUAACAAGCUGGGUCUCAUUUCCCUGACCCUGAAAGAGUCUCCAAUUUGACAUUGUUGGGAAGGACGAGUAGAGAGAGGCUUCUAAAAUCUCAGAGCUAGGGAUGAAUGGAGACAUUACUGAGACCACUUGAGAAAUUUGACAAUCAACGGGAUGAUGAUUGAUUGACAUAUAUAUAUAUAUACAUAUAUAUAUAUAUAUAUAUAUAUAUAUAUGAAAGGAAUUUUUCCAGAUUGGAAAUACUUUUCCAUUGUGAAGAAGCUGCAGGAUGACCUUUCUGUGCGUUCCUCAGUUUUCCUGACUCUGGAACAUACUCACUCCAGCUGUGGGAACUUUAUGGAACAAAGUAGCAGAAUUCUUUCCUAACACUGUGUUGACCAAAAUACUUAUACUUCUUAGCAGCACGAUAGUCGCAUGAUGCAAAUGCCAGUUUUAAAAAUAAUUAGCUGCUCAAUGGAGAAAAAUGUAUGUGAUACCCAGAAGAGUGGGUUAAUACCCUGAAUGCAGAUACAUUUUCAGAUAUUUCUCCAUAUUUCACUUCUCCAUAUAUACUAGACUCAUCCGUUAUUAGAAACGUCAGUGUGAAGGAAGUCACACCAGACUGUCUUUUGGAGAGCACUGUAUUUGUCAUCAUCUGAUUGCAGAGGAAACUUUUUUUAUUAUUAUAUUUCUCAGACUUCACAUCUUAGGCAAUAAAUCUGAGUCAGGACAGCCAUGACUUCAACAACUUUAGGUCAUUUAUUAGAGCCCUUGAGCAGUCUGAAGGGAGUUUGGGACCACAGGCAUAUGACUACUUUGGUUUCUUAUAUUUUCUCAGUAUCAUUAGAACAGUUUAGUACCAGCCAUUUUGGACUCAGCCCUUCACUCUCCAUAUACUGUCAUGUGGGGAAAAGGAAUUUGUUUACUUGUUUUUUUAAAAGAUUUAAUUUUUUUUAUUUCCGAGCAAUGCUCAGGAGGCACAGAUGACUCUCAUGGUGGUAUUCUGCCUGACUGUAUAGGCCUUGUUUGGUGAUAAGAGGGGUACCAGGGCCACACCUAUAGUGUUCAGGGACAUGCUGGUGCUGGGGAUCUAAUUCAGGGCACUUGCAUGCAGAGAGAUUGUUCAGCAGGCCGCAGCACAUGAUUUGCUUGCACUCCAUGGAUUCAGUACUUGGCAUGCAUGGACUACCAAGCACGGCCAGAAAUAGCCCAGAUACCACUGGGUAUGAUCCCCAAACCAUAAUAGUAGUAAUAAUAAUAAUAACAAUAAUAAUAAUAAUAAUAAUAAUCUGGUUCUGGGGACGUGACUCUUCUGUAAAACUCUUGGCUUGCAUGAAAAGGUCCUGGUUUUGAUCCCUAGCACUGCAAAAACAAGCAAACAAAAACCAAAAUUGAAAAAUAAAAAAAACUUGCAAACAUUGAAAACAUGAGCUCCAGCCCUGUGAGCUACUUCCCAUACCAGGAGAAAAGGAAUUUUCAUCUAACAUGGUUAAAAAAUCAACAUAACCUGGGGCUGGAGUGAUAGCACAGCGGGUAGGGCAUUUGCCUUGCACUUGGCUGACCCGGGUUCGAAUCCCAGCAUCCCAUAUGGUCCCCUGAGCACCGCCAGGGGUGAUUCCUGAGUGCAUGAGCCAGGAGUGACCCCUGUGCAUUGCUGAGUGUGACCCAAAAAGCAAAACAAUAAAUAAAUAAAUAAAAACCAACAUAACCUUUCUCCUCUAGGGGAGUUCUUUCCUAUCCUAAAUGGAGGAUUAUGAAAAUCUUAGUUACAUUAGUUAAGUCUGGGGAAUUAUGCAUUCAUUAAGCCUUGAAUACAUUGAGUAUCACAUUUAACACAGAUGUAGAAAAUUUUCUGUACUCACUAUAUAACUUCUUACUUUCAGAUUGCAUUAGAGUAUAUUAUUUUCUACGACUAAAUGUAGAAAAAAAUUUAAGUCAGAAAAUUUUGUCUUAGGUGCUGAAAUACAUCAAUAAAGUAUAUUUUGAGUUGAUGUUUACAAUUAUUGACUUGAAAAUAAACUUGUUAAACAGUUGAGAUUUACUAUAUAAGACUGAUAAUUCUGCUGAUAUUUCUGCAAUACAAUUUGCUACAUGUUAAAAAUUUGUCUUCAUCAUAAAUACUUUUCAGAAGCCCUAUAUUUUGUUUUGUUUUGGAGCACACCUGGUGUGUGUUUAGGGGUUCUUCUGGGGACCAUGUGGUGCCAGGGAUUGAAUUUGGGCCUCCCACAUACAAGCAUGUACACCCCAGCCCAUCUCCCAAACCCAGGCUUUCUUUCCCUUUAUGGUGCUCCAUUUUUUUUUUUUUUGGACACAUUGCAGAACUUAGUGAGGGCUAAUGUAGUCCUUAUAGAGAAAAAAAAAAUACAUAGAGAAUCCAUGGGAGUAAGCACUGAGUUUCUUUCACUUAUAUUUUCCCAAAAUAAAUAGCCAUCAAUUAACAAAUACAUUAAUUAAACACAGAUUAUUCAUCUAUCUUUUCUCCUCUUGCAUUGUUUUUCCCUGGAGUUUUGAUCUCAAACUGUUUUUAGGCUUUAUUCAAACUACUUGCUUCCAUGGGGGGUAGGGGGGGUGAAAAUUGUGCAGGACAAGUAGUACCAAAGUUAAGGCACUUGCCUUCAUGUGGCUGCAGGCAUUGACAGUGGUUAAAAUCCUGGCACUAUAUGUGGUCUCCCAGCACUGCCAGGGUAGCUUCUGAGCAGAGCCAGGAAUGACCCUGAGCAUCACUGGAUAUGGCCCCCAAACACACUAAGAAGUAUUUUCUUUACAAAGUCCUAUGGAUCUCCUUAUAAAUCUCUAGGAUGCGGCCAGAGGGAUAGUACAGCUGGCAGGGCACUUGCCUUGCAGGCAGCUGACCCAAGUUCGAUCCCAGGCACCCCAUAUGGUCUCCUGAGUCCAAUCAGGAAUAGUCCCUGAGCAUAGAACCAGGUGUAAGCCCUGAACACAGCUGGGUCUGCACCCACCCCAAGAAAAUAGAGACCUAUGUCCCUAAUGAAUAUUGAUAUGAAGAUCUUCAACAAAAUCCUAGCAAACCAAAUCCAGCAAUGUAUCAAAAGAAUUAUUCACCGUGGUCGAGUGGGGUGCAUCCUAGAAAUACAAGGAUGGUUCAGUAUACUCAGUACACCAUAUUAAUAAAGGAAAGAUAAAGAUAAAAUAUAUUAAUUAAUUCAGAUUUUUGACAAGAUCUACUAUACAUUCAUGACAAAAAAAUUUUCUGAAAAAUAUGGGACUGGAGAGAUAGGAUUGCAAGUAAAGUACUUGCCUUGAACUCAGCUGACCCGCGUCCCAUCCCCAGCAUCCCAUAUGGUCCCCUGAGCCUGCUAGGAGUGAUUCCUGAGUGCAGAGACAGGAGUAACUCCUGAGCAACACUGGGUGUGGCUCCCCCAAAAAAACAAAAAGCAAACAAAAACAACUCUGAAAAAUAGAAAGAGAAGGAACACAUCUCAAGAUGGUAAUGGCUACUACAACAGACCUACAGCCACAACCAAUAAAGAAACACUGAAAGCCUUCCCCACCCCCAAGAUGAGGCACAAAGCAAGGGUACCUACUUUCACCAUCCUUUUUUUAAAAAAAUUUUUUUAUUUUACUGAAUCACCAUGUGGAAAGUUACAAAGUUCUCAGGCUUAUGUCUCAGUUAUACAGAGACAUAAACACCCAUCUCAAACACCCAUCCCUUCACCAGUGCCCAUAUUCCACCACCAAAAACCCCAGUAUACCUCCCAACCCCGCCCUCCCAACCCCCAUCCCCACCUGCGUAAUUGAUAAAUUUGACUUCAUUUUCUCUUUACCUUGAUUACAUUCCAUAUUUCAACACAAAACUCAACUAUCGUUGGAGUUUCCCCCCAGGAAAGACAGCCCUACUGCCAAGGAAGCAUUUGAUAAUUAGUUUUCUAUUGCUGAGAAUGGAGAGAUAUAAAGUUCCGCUGUUUCAAGUACAUAAAUUUUUUUUUCCUCCUUCCCAUGCCACCAAGUUCAUGCCUGCUUAAUAAACAGUCCUCAUAAUAUGGCUAACGCCACACCACUUGACGAGAAAAAAGGAUAUUUUCCAUCCUUGGCUGGCGUGGAGCUAUGGCUUAUUUCACUCUAGGGACAUGGCUGUAAGCAGUUUCUGGAACCAAAAGUAGUCUAGUUGGCCUCCUGAUUCUGGUUGAUCAGCAGCAAAGCGGCCGCACCAAAGUGUGGCCACCCAGGUCAGAUCUCGGUGGAGCGUGUGCUGGUAUCAGCCCGAGACUGCCCAAGUGUCCCGCUAUUCCAAGUACAUAGUUUUUUUUUUUCCCUUCCCCUUCCCACGCCACUAAGUUCGUGCCUGCUUAAUAUACCUCAUAAUAUGGUGGAUGCCAUGCCAUGUUUCUCCCUGAAAAGGGAAAAGAACCGAGAAAGGAGGAUAUUUCCUCUCCUCGGCCGGCGUGGGCCCAUGGUUUAGUUCAGUCUAGAGAAAUGGCUGCUACUUUGAUUACCUUCAAUAUUUCAACAAAAAACUCAGUAUUAUUGUUUGGAGUUUCCCCACACAGUCAGACCUGCUAAAAAGGAACCAUUUCACAUUGCUGACAAUUAAGAGAUAUUAGGUCGCGGCCGCGCAGUUUUGGAUUUCUGUAUAAAGUCCAGGGAAAAUUCUGCCAAAAAUUGCAUCACUGCAAGCUUUUACUUCCCUUUUGUGGUGCUCAUAAGAUGGAGAAGCCUGGAGAGAGAAACCCUUCCCCACUGGCGCUGCAUGGGGCAGUGGCUCAGCUCACAGUCUGGACGCAUCUCUGCGAGCUGCUCGUGUCCAGAGUAGUUCAGUUGCCUCCGGGAUUGUGCUCGAGCAGCAGCAGAGAACCGCCCCUUUUUUUUUAAUCCAAAAUAUUUUAAAAAGUUCUUAUCGCACCAAUCAGUCAAGAAAGAGAUCACUUGCAUCACUUGUCAUCCCAUUGAUCUUCAAUUUGCUCAAGUGGGCGCCAGUAACGUCUCCAUUCGUCCCUGUCACCUGCUAGUGUAGCCCAAUGGUAUCUGCUUGCUCCAGAAUCACGAAGAACCUCAAACCAUUCAUUCAGGGUUUUGAUGAAGAAGUCUGACCAUCUCGUAGGUGGAUGGCCACUCGGUCUUUUGACAUCCUGUGGAAUCCAGUUGGUAACAGCUGUAGUCCAGCAGUCAUCUCUAAAUCGCAUUACGUGUCUGGCCCAUCUGAUUUUCGACACCUGGGCAAAGGAGAUAGUGUCCCUGAUUCUCAGUCAUCGAUGGAGGUCAGAACUCUGGAUUCCUUCUCUCACUUGAGUGAAAUGUGAUAUUCUAAGCAUAGCUCUUUCGAUUCCUCUUUGGGAUACCCAAGGAGCAUUCUCAUCCUGUUUUUGUAGGGUCCAGGUCUCUGAGGCAUAUGUUAGUGCAGCAAGAACGGUGGAGUCAAAAAGAUGUGCCCAGAGCUGGAGGUUCUUCAUUCUCUUAACAACUUCUUUGACUCUCUCUUUUUUUUUUUCUUUUUGGAUCACACCUGGCGAUGCACAGGGGUUACUCCUGGCUCCUCAUGCACUCAGGAAUUAUCCCUGCCGGUGCUCAGGGAACCAUAUGGGAUGCUGGGAAUCGAACCUGGGUCGGCCACGUGCAAGGCAAACACCCUACCCGCUGUGCUAUUGCUCCAGCCCCACUUCUUUGACACUCUUGAAGGAGUUCCAUGCCACUCUCUUCCUCCUGCACAGUUCAAGUGCCAGGUCGUUUGUCAUGAUGAGUUCUCGACCCAGGUACACAUAGCUGCUGCAUUCGGAGAUGUUCAUUCCGUUGAGAGCAAAUGGAACGUCAGAAACUAGUUUGUUUUUCAUGAACAUUGUCUUGGUGAGGUACAGCUACAGUCUGACCUUUCCACACUCGCAGUUGAAGUCGGCCAGCAUUUGUGCCGCUUCACUAAUGUUUGGUGUUAUUUAGAACUAUGUCAUUAGUGAAGCGGUGGUGGUGUAGUUGCUGACUGUCUAUCUUUACUCCCAUUCCUUCCCAUUCCAUUUAUCUCAUGAUGUUCUCGAGGGUGGCACUGAAGAGUUUCAGUGAAAUGGUAUCACCCUGCUGAACCCCUCUCUUUACGUCGAUGAUCACUUCCUUGUAGAAUGGUGAAAUCCUGGUGGUGAAUCUGUAAUACAGCUUGCAAGCUGUAAGAAAGAGAUAAAGGGAUUCAAAUUGGAAAAGAAGUAGUCUAUCACUGUUUGCAGGAAAUGUUGAUAAUAUACAUCUAGAAAACUCUGGAGAUCACCAUUUUAAAACACAAAAAAAGCUUCUUAGAAACAAUACACCAAUACUGUCAGUUAGCAGGUUCUGAAAUUUAUACACGAAAAAAAAAAUCCAUGACAUUACUGUAUACAAAUAAUGAGCUAGAAUGGAAGAAAUGAAAAUACAAUCCCUUUUAAGAUAGUGUCCCAAAACAUCACAUAUCUAGGAAUCAGCCUAACAAAGGAGGCGAAAGACCUCGACAGUUAAAACUAUAAAUUACUGUUAAAAGAACAUUUGAAACAUUGUGGUGGGAAAGUAAAUGGCGGUGGGAUUGGUGUUGGAAUAGUAAAUAUAAAUUAUUGUACACAACUUUGUAAAAAUAAAAUAAAAUUUUAAAAUAAAGAAAUAGUAGUUGCCAGGAAAUUGAAAGAUAUUACCUAUUGAUGGAUUGGAAAAGUCAACAUCAUCUAAACGACCUUCCUACCUAAAGCAUUAUGCAGAUUCAAUGGCAAUAUCUAUUAAAAUUCUAAUGAUAUUCCUCAAGGACUUUCUACAAACUCUACUAAAAUUGUUAUGGGACCAUAAGACUCCCUGAGUAUGAGGUCAACUAGAUAGUACAGUGGGUAGGGCACUUACUUUGCAUGUGACUGACCCUGUUUGAUCUCCUGUAUCCCAUAUGGUCCCCUGAGCAUUGCCAGGAGUGAACCCUGAGCACAAGUGUAAGCACUGAACACCCUUGAGUGCAGGGGCUGGGGGAGAGAUUCUGAAUAGACAAAUACCAGAGGAAAAAGAUGGGAGGUAUUGCAUUACCAAUUUUUAUAGUACUACUAUAAUGAUCAAGACUGCAAGUUGCUCCCAUCAAAAAAUGGGGCGAAGAAAUGAACAGAAACUUUACCAAGGAAGAAAUACGAAUGGCCAAAAGGCACAUGAAAAAGUGCUCUGCAUCACUAAUCAUCAGAGAGAUGCAGAUCAAAACAACCAUGAGAUACCACCUCACACCACAGAGACUAGCACACAUCCAAAAGAACAAAAGCAACCGCUGUUGGAGAGGAUGUGGGGAGAAAGGGACCCUUCUUCACUGCUGGUGGGAAUGCCGACUGGUUCAGCCCUUCUGGAAAACAAUUUGGACGACUCUCAAAAAAUUAGAUAUUGAAUUCCCAUUUGACCCAGCAAUAUCACUGCUGGGAAUAUAUCCCAGAGAGGCAAAAAAGUACAAUCGAAACAACAUCUGCACAUGUAUGUUCAUCACAGCACUGUUUACAAUAGCCAGAAUCUGGAAAAAACCCGAAUGCCCCAGAACGGAUGACUGGUUGAGGAAACUUUGGUACAUCUAUACAAUGGAAUACUAUGCAGCUGUUAGAAAAAAGGAGGUCAAGAAUUUUGUAGUUAAGUGGAUGGGCAUGAAAAGUUUCAUGCAGAGUGAAAUGAGUCAGAAAGAGAGAGACAGACAUAGAAAGAUUGCACUCAUCUAUGGUAUAUAGAAUAACAGAGUGGGAGACUAACACCCAAGAACUGUAGAAAUAAGUACCAGGAGGUUGACUCCAUGGCUUCGAGGCUGGCCUCACGUUCCGGGGAAAGGUCAACUCAGAGAAGCGAUCACCAACUACAUUGUAGUCGAAGGCCAUGUGGGGGAAGGGAGUUGCGGGCUGAAUGAGGGCUAGAGACUGAGCACAGCGGCCACUCAACACCUUUAUUGCAAACCACAACAGCUAAUUAGAGAGAGAGAACAGAA
This is a messenger RNA of Sorex araneus (European shrew), 12922 nucleotides long. RefSeq names its product solute carrier family 11 member 2 (gene SLC11A2). NCBI's taxonomy places the organism in Eukaryota, Metazoa, Chordata, Mammalia, Eulipotyphla, Soricidae. The transcript has 17 exons. Bases 169 to 1875 code for a protein of 568 amino acids. The record is from RefSeq and is a predicted model, not a curated record. Gene Ontology annotation, biological process: metal ion transport. Gene Ontology annotation, cellular component: plasma membrane. Gene Ontology annotation, molecular function: cadmium ion transmembrane transporter activity; iron ion transmembrane transporter activity; manganese ion transmembrane transporter activity.